This is a messenger RNA of Colletotrichum godetiae, 642 nucleotides long. RefSeq lists its product as uncharacterized. The record is from RefSeq and is a predicted model, not a curated record. Bases 1 to 642 code for a protein of 213 amino acids. The transcript has 2 exons. Lineage: Eukaryota; Fungi; Ascomycota; Sordariomycetes; Glomerellales; Glomerellaceae. Gene Ontology annotation, molecular function: 4 iron, 4 sulfur cluster binding; quinone binding; NADH dehydrogenase (ubiquinone) activity. Gene Ontology annotation, biological process: aerobic respiration; mitochondrial respiratory chain complex I assembly; electron transport coupled proton transport.
AUGUCUAAAGUUCUUGCGACGAGGGCGCCGCGCGCUGUAGGACUGGCGACAAGAUCGAUACUCCCAACAACCAACGUUCGAUGCAUAGCAACUACAACCAUUUUCCAAAAGGCUGUCUCUGCACAUUCAAAUCGUCGCGAAGUUGCUCUUCCUACACAGUCUCAGCCCAAGUCUUUGGUGGAAUAUGCCGUAACAACUCUCGACAAACUCGCCAACUGGGGUCGUCAGUCAUCAAUGUACCCAAUGACGUUUGGCCUCGCAUGCUGCGCCGUAGAGAUGAUGCACAUCGCCGGCCCACGAUACGAUCAAGACAGAUUCGGCUUCAUGUUUCGAGCGUCACCACGCCAGUCAGACGUAAUGAUCGUCGCUGGAACUGUGACGAAUAAGAUGGCUCCCGCUUUCCGCCAAGUUUACGAUCAGAUGCCGGAACCGCGUUGGGUCAUUAGUAUGGGGAGCUGCGCAAACGGCGGGGGGUAUUACCAUUAUAGUUAUUCUGUAGUCCGGGGGUGUGAUCGCCUGGUGCCGGUGGAUAUCUAUGUUCCCGGGUGCCCGCCGACAGCCGAGGCACUACUUUAUGGGAUGAUGCAACUACAGCGGAAGAUGCGGCAGGGACGAAAGUCGAGAAUCUGGUAUCGAAAAUGA